UUGUUCAUUCUGGAAAUUCAAGGAAACGUGAGUGAAACAUUUCCGCUUGUGGUUUGGAGGUGGGUGGAUGGAGGCGCGUCCGAGUCCUGAAAAGGCCCUCCACAUCCCCUACCCCGCCUCAGAGUGAGUGCACUCACGCAGAGAGACGCACCAUCUCCGGAGCUCCCGGUGUGCCCCCGCCCUCCCCGCGCGCGCAGUCAUGAUCAGAAACGAGGUCUUCUCCUGCUUCCUCUUCUAUGCCGUUCUCCUCGUCAUUAAAAUGUACGUGAUCGCGAUCAUAACGGGGCAAGUGAGGCUGCGCAAGAAGGCUUUUGCCAACCCGGAGGACGCUCUGAGACAUGGAGGUUUGCAGUUUCACAGAGAAGAUCCGUACGUGGAAAGAUGCCGGAGGGCCCACAUCAAUGACAUGGAGAACAUCUUACCCUUCCUCUUCUUGGGGGCCAUCUACUCCCUAAUGGGACCUUCGCUUUUUGUGGCUCGCCUCCACUUCCUGGUCUUCUCCUUGAGCCGUUUGCUGCACACCCUGGCCUACCUGCUGGCUCUGAGGGCGCCCACCCGCUCCGUGGCCUACACCAUCGCACAAAUCCCCUGUGUGUCCAUGGCUGUGCAGAUCUUAAUGUCAGUUAUGGCGUACGCCUGAACGUGAACAACUGAACGUUUCUGUGUCCAGAAUAAGGCAAUAGGUGGGUUUCCUGUCCACUGUUUAAUUGUGUUGUCAGUAUUUAUGCUAUAUUUGUAGAAUGUGAGAAUGUCUUGAACAACAUUUGAAGUAUUUCAGAGCACAUUCUGUAUUUAAGAAGCAAAAUGAAGGUUAGCGCUCAUUUUAUAGAGAGCAAGCGGGAAGCUGUAAGCGCAAAAGCCCCAUCAAAGUGUUUCCACUGACCUGAUAUUGACGGCGAUGUAUUUUAAGUUUACACCCAGCCACCUCUGUGGUUUCAGAUCCUCAUGAUGGUUUCAUCUGGUUCCUGUGGAAUUUCAUUUGCAGUGUCAACCCUUGUCUAUGCUGUAGCUGAUGAGAUGUGUCCUUUUCCACCACUGUCAGGCUUUGUAAGCAAAAGUUCCAGUCUUCAGACCAAUUUAGAAGAAGGAACGACUGGCGUAUCAAUGCUCUGCAGCAACCUGCAGAGAAAAACUCUCAUUUUUCAGUGCUAUCUGUGAAAACACAUUUUAAGGCUGUUUUUUUUUUAAAUCAUAUUUUAAUGUUUAUUUAUUAUUUUGUUGGUGUGUAUGGUUAAAUCUGUGUCAUUACAGAAACACUUUUAGGUAAUAAAACAAUUUGUAGUCAU
This is a messenger RNA of Oryzias latipes (Japanese medaka), 1286 nucleotides long. It is a transcript of the gene ptges, whose product is annotated as prostaglandin E synthase. The record is from RefSeq and is a predicted model, not a curated record. Gene Ontology annotation, molecular function: prostaglandin-E synthase activity. NCBI's taxonomy places the organism in Eukaryota, Metazoa, Chordata, Actinopteri, Beloniformes, Adrianichthyidae. Gene Ontology annotation, cellular component: membrane. Gene Ontology annotation, biological process: prostaglandin biosynthetic process.